Messenger RNA from Venustampulla echinocandica, 1347 nucleotides. RefSeq names its product Glycosyltransferase family 71 protein. Gene Ontology annotation, cellular component: Golgi apparatus. The record is from RefSeq and is a predicted model, not a curated record. Gene Ontology annotation, biological process: protein O-linked glycosylation. Gene Ontology annotation, molecular function: alpha-1,3-mannosyltransferase activity. The transcript has a single exon. NCBI's taxonomy places the organism in Eukaryota, Fungi, Ascomycota, Leotiomycetes, Helotiales, Pleuroascaceae. The coding region runs from base 1 to 1347 and encodes 448 amino acids.
AUGGCGCCCCCACCGAGGUUUAUCUUAAUUGCUUCCGUUCUUCUCAUUAUAAUUUAUUUCUACCGAUCUACACCCCCAGUGCCUCGCGCGGUAUAUGAGGACUUGCAAUUUGACGAAGCUAGCUUCGGCCAGCGAGGGCUAUUAGCCCAAAAACUAUACAAUCUGAUUCACGAGGCAGAAAGUCUGUGGUGGACCACGGUCACUGGUAUCUCCAAGAAUGAGAAUGAUGCAGAAAAACUGGCGACGCGUCUUUUCCCGUUUAUACAGCACCCAUCUCAGCCUUUCAACACUGCCCCGCUUCGAUCACUCCGGUCAACAUUUAUCCCCAUGUCUAAGGGCAUCGUUAUUCCAGCUGGCAAGAACAGUUUGGUAUAUGCUUCUCAUUUAAUCCUGACUCUUCGAGAUAUCCUCAACGUCACAUUGCCUAUUGCUAUCGCCUACGCGGGGGAUGAAGACCUUCUGCCUGCACAGCGGCGAUCACUGAUGGAGCUGCGACCAGAUGUCGAAUUGCUGGAUGUCACAGCUACCUUGUCGGAUAGGUUUAUGGAUUUGCGACACGGGUCCUGGGCAAUAAAACCCUUUGCGGUUUUGGCCAGCCGGUUCGAACAAGUGAUCCUCGUCGACGCAGAUGUUGUAUUUGUCCAACCGCCGGAGCUUCUCUUUGACCACCCAGGCUACCAGGAGAGUGGCGCGCUAUUCUUUCAUGAUCGAUAUUUCGAGAUGAAUCCGGGCAAUAAGAGGCAAGAAUUUAUCAAAGCAGAAACGAAAAACUUGGCGCUCCUAGAUACCUGUUGCCAGAGCAUUCUCAGAGAUGGUUAUGAUGAUGAGCAGGACUCGGGAGUCGUCGUCAUAGAUAAAAGAAAGCUACAGGUCCUCAUCGGGCUGUUGCAUACCUGCUGGCAGAACUCCUCACCUGUUAGAAACGAUAUUACAUACAAGAUUUUCUACGGCGACAAGGAGACCUUCUGGCUUGGGAUGGCCUUAAGUAAGGUGCCACAUGUUUUUGAGCGGCACUCGGCCGGGAUAGCAGGUAUGCUGCGAGAACGAGAUGGUAAGAAACAGGUUUGCGGGAACACCAUUUCGCAUUCUUCUGACGAAAAUGGGAGUCUGAUUUGGUAUAAUGGUAGCUUGCUUCGAAAUAAAAGCAAAAAUGGCAAGACAUAUCUAGUUCCUGAGUAUCAAAUAGUGGGUGGCCAAUGCAGCUGGGUUACUGACCCUGCUUUGCAGUUCUGUUGCCACGGUGGAGACAUAUCAGAGUUGACCAGUUCAGAGCGUACUGUUCUCGAGAGAAGUGUGGAUAUCGCUCAAAAGCUAGAUGGCCAGCAAGAAAUGCAAUCAAAAUCAUGA